Molecule: messenger RNA, 1941 nt
Organism: Closterium sp. NIES-65
Lineage: Eukaryota; Viridiplantae; Streptophyta; Zygnematophyceae; Desmidiales; Closteriaceae
Source: the annotation of a GenBank genome assembly
AUGGCUACCCCUAGUGUCCUCGCUUUUGACGCUGAGGGUCGGGCUAUUGACUUUGACGUCUGGAUAGAUGACCUACAGCUUUUCCUACAGUGCGAUAGGGCGGACGGUCUCUCCCUCUUUGACCUCACCUCUGGUGCCUCUCCUGCCCCUGCUGCUGAUGCUGACGCCACUGUUCGCUCACAGUGGGCCACACGCGAUGCUGCUGCACGUCUUGCUGUGCGUCGCCACCUGCCUACCUCUGAGCGUGCGCACUUUAGUCAGUACAAGAGUGCUCAGACCUUGUACGACGCUGUAGUUGCACGCUACUCCUCCCCUGCCACUGCUGCACUGAACCGCCUCAUGCUACCGUACCUCUUCCCUGACCUUGCUGCCUUUCCGACAGUCAGUGACCUCAUUACGCACCUCCGCACUAGUGACACUCGCUACCGCGCUGCGCUUCCUGCUGAUCGGUCGGCGCUGCGUCUGCCCCUUCGGGGAAGCGCCGCACAGGCAAGGGCAAGGGCGCUGGAGGAGCUGGCGGGGGCGGUGGAGGUGGCGGUGGAGCCGGUGGAGGGGGUGGGGGUGGUGGUGGGAGUAGUGGCGGGGGUGGAGGUGUCGGUGGCGGCAGUGAAGGCGGAGGCGGCGGUGGCGGUGGGAGCGGAGGUGGCGGAGGUGGCGGCGGAGGAGGAGGCGGAGGCAAAGGAGGUGGAGCUGGUCGGGGUGUCGCUGCGCAGAGGGUCGGCUCAGGUGGUGGUCAGCGCCAGCAGCAGCAGCAGCAGCAGCAGCGCACUCGUGACAUCCACCCCCCCCCCUCAGCAGCUCCGUGAGUGGUACGCUGCACGCCAGCGGGGUGGGGGUACUGGUCCGCGCACCUAUGUUCUGCGCACCGGCGACCGCGCGGGUGAGCAGUGCGGGGGUGCGCACCCCACCCAGCCCUGCUUUGGCUGCCGGACGGACGCUUGGCGUCACCAGUUCCCUGAGGCCACUGAGAUCCCUCGAUGGGGCGGGCUGUAUAGGGCGGGAGUAGCUAUCUUUGACCUUGACUUUGAUGCUAUUCUUGCUGCCAUGUAUGUUGUGACUAUUAGUGAUGAGGGUGACUGUUACCGGUGUUUUCCGCCCGACCCGGGCAUUGAGACUGCUGCUCUAGGUACUGGUGAGGCUGCUGCUCUUGGUGCUAGCGAGGCUACUGCUCUAUGUGCUAGUGCGUCUGCUUCCUCAGGUGCUGGUGAGUCUGCUCUCUCAGGUACGGCGUCGGCUUCGGCCUCCCUAACCUUCACCCUUGACUCGGGGGCUUCUCGCUCCUUCUUUCGAGACCGCACCACACUCACGCCGCUUGGUCGGCCAGUUGCAGUCUCUCUGACAGAUCCCUCUGGGGGUCGUGUCCUUGCUCACUUCUCCACUGUCCUCCCGUGUCCGGCGGCUCCCUCUGGCACCCUGUCUGGUCUUUACCUCCCCUCGUUCUCUACGAGCUUGGUGAGUGGUGCUGACCUACACGAUGGGGGAGUGCACCAGUUCACUCCUGCGAGCCAGCGGGUGACACACUGCACUGAGGCUCGGACGGGCCGACACUUGGCCACGUUUACACGUCGGCCGGGGUCGAGCCUGUACACCCUAACAACUGAGUCACCUCCAGUCACUGCGUCGGGUCAGGUGUUUGCUGCAGCGUCCAGGUCUGGUCCUGAGUCUGCCCCCUGCUCGUGUCGUCUCUUGUCUCACGAGACUCUCCUUUGGCAGCACCGCCUUGGUCACCCCUCCCUGCCUCGUCUCCGAGGCAUGGCGUCCCGUGUCCUUGUCUCUGGUCUUCCCCGGUCCCUCCCUCCCCUUCCCCCGGGGCCUGCCCCUGCCUGCGUCCCCUGCGUCGAGGGGCGGCAGCGUGCUGCCCCUCACUCCUCCCAGUUUCCUCCGACAGAGGCCCCGCUGCAGACGCUUCACAUGGACGUCAGAAGUACGAAACAGGAAUGA